AUGAAGAAAGUUCAAUUCAAUGAUUCCUUUCAACGGAUAAAUUAUCUCUACCAAAUCAGCAAAUUAAUAGUCAGUAAAAAUACUGCUCUUUCAUCUUACUAUGGGAAUUUGGUCAUAAAUGUGGCUAAGAAGAAUGUCUUAAAAAUACAUCCAGAUAUCAAACGACAAAUAUGCAAGAAAUGCAGAUGCAUACUUAUCCACAAUGUUUCAGGCAAAAUGAAAUUAAAACAAAAAAAGAAAUCAAAGAUUAUAGAAUGGACUUGCAAUACCUGUGGUACUAAAAGAACGUUUCCCGCCAACAAUAAUAAGGACCAUAGAGUAUGGGUGGAAAAACCAGAAGCAGUUGUUGAAGUUAUCAAUUAA
Messenger RNA from Arctia plantaginis, 363 nucleotides. NCBI's taxonomy places the organism in Eukaryota, Metazoa, Arthropoda, Insecta, Lepidoptera, Erebidae. The record is from the annotation of a GenBank genome assembly.